UUACCGACUGUGAAAUAAAAUGUUUUCUUGCUGGACCAAAAAAUAUAUAACCAGCUCAAUAGAAGAAAAAACGACAGAGAAAGUUUCACCUAUGAGCAAAAAUAUUUCAACAGAAGUUAAAAUGGACAAAAAAGAAAUGGUUGCGCCGAUUGUAGAAAAACAUGUUCCUGAGUUUCAAGAUUUUCUGAAGCGGGUUCAGACCUUGCAAAUGUCACACAACGAUUUAGUCAAUCAGCCUAAUAUCUGCAGUUCCAUGGAUAUUGAAGUCGGCGAAGAAGCUCCUACGACAUCUUAUGCCGAUAACAUAGAUAAAUGUCCCUUAUCAGUACUGCGAACAUCUGAUUGUAAUUGUGUGCCACUUGGUAUGACAAAUAUUCGUGUAACAGUUGGUAUUGAUAAAGAUUUAGAAAUGAUUCUUGAAAUGGAUCCGAGUAUUGUAGAUUUGGGGGAUAUUAGCAUUGCCGAAACUGCAGAACCGCGCAUAGUGGGCUUACCUCCACUUUCGGGUGGACCGACAUUUAAAACGGCUACUCCCACUUCACGAACACAACUAAAACUGCAACUACAACGGGAACAACAUCAACAGCAACAAAUGAUGAUACAACAACAGACACUAGACACUGCUCUGGACCCAAAAAUGCACCUAUUGUUUGGUAGUGGACAGGGACCCAUGGAAUCGGAAUUCAUUGACAGCGGUAGUACCAGUGCUUGUGGUAGUGGGUCAUCCAGCUUAGAACAAAUGUCGCAGUUAGUGCAAAUGGACAAUUUAAUUGACUCAUCAAGUGCAGUUAAGCUUAAAGUUCCUCUUCAAAGUAUCGGAGUAGAUGUGCCGCCACAAGUGCUGCAGGUCAGUACAGUGCUGGAAAACCCCACCAGGUAUCAUGUUAUCCAAAAGCAAAAGAAUCAAGUAAGGCAGUAUCUCAGCGAAUCCUUCAAGCCGUCUAUGUGGGGCUGUCAUACCAGCGAAAUAAAAUUAGCAAAUAAUUCUGCGUCAACGGGAAAUCUUCAGAGUUCAUCUUUACAGAAAGGUACUUGCGACCCUUUGGAGCGUACAGACAGAUUUGAAUGCGAAAGGGCUGUGAGUGCUAAAAGAAUUAUGCCUUCCGAUGACGCAAUGCCCAUUUCCCCAUUCGGUGGUAGCUUCGUAAGAUGUGAUGACAUAGAUCCAAAUGAGUCAACUAUAUUGGGAGGAAAUAUUCAAGGCUCUGGGGAACCAGAAAAUGCCCAUAAAACCACCCAGUUGGGAUUUGUCAAAGCUAAUUCAGGCCUAAGCUCUACGCGUUCUUCUUCAGGGAUUGUUAAUUCAAUUCGAAUUUCUAGUGCAGCAAGUUCUUUACAGUCUAAUUCAGCACCUAUUUCGCCAAGCCUAAGCUCGGUUGCUACGAGUCUUUCUGAGCUACCAUCAUUCGACAGCGAUGCAGAUGACAUCUUUGAUGAUAUAUUGCAAAAUGACUCUUUUAACUUUGAUAAAAACUUCAACUCUGAGCUUUCAAUCAAACAGGAACCUCAAAAUUUAACUGAUGCUGAAAUGAAUGCGUUAGCGAAGGACAGACAAAAGAAAGACAACCAUAAUAUGAUUGAGCGAAGGCGCCGCUUUAAUAUAAAUGAUAGAAUAAAAGAGCUUGGUACUCUUUUGCCAAAGGGCAGUGAUGCCUUUUACGAGGUGGUUCGAGAUAUCCGUCCAAACAAGGGGACAAUCUUAAAGUCCUCUGUUGACUACAUUAAAUGCUUAAAACAUGAGGUGACUCGCUUAAGACAAAAUGAGAUACGCCAGCGUCAAGUGGAGUUGCAAAAUAGAAAGCUCAUGUCUCGAAUAAAAGAAUUGGAAAUGCAGGCCAAGUCCCAUGGAAUUUCUUUAUCAGACUACAACCUAACAUCAGUAUCAGCGCCUGCUCAACCUAACACGUAUCUUAAAAGUUUUAGUCUGUCGCCUUCUGUUUCUCGGAGUCGUCGUUCCCUUUUUGAUAUACCUGUUGAAAAAAAAAUGCAAGUGAUUAACGGUAACGAUGUAAAUUUGGGAAUGAAUCAGAUCGAUGAGUUUAUGGAAGAUUGCAAAUAUGCAGUGCAAGGCGGCGACCCGAUGCUGUCAUCGCAUAGUCAACUCCAAUCCGCGCCACAAUCACCGAGUUCAAAGCAAUUAAAUUGUGCAAGUUUUGAACCAAAGAAUUUUUCGGAAGCUGAUGAAAGUCCGUUUAGAGGCAAAUCAAAUUUAGUAUCAGAUGACUGUUGCGGUAUAAGUUGCAGUGCUUCGUGCUUUAAUCAACACCAAUUGCCUACACGUGAGGGCCAUCAAAAUCAUUCUCACCACACACGUAUACGAGAAAUUCAUAGUUUGUCCGAUUCGCUUCAAAACUCAGAGUUUGGUAGGAUUGAGCAUUGCGAUGAUCCACUUCUUCCAUCUUCCCAUAGGCCACUUGGUACAUUAGAAGAAGAUAAACAUAAUUCAGUUGAUAUGUCUGCAGUCAUGGUAAACGACUCCUUUUCCUCUUUGGUAGAUGACAAUAGCGAAUCCACGAUUCUUACAUCUGACACGUUGGAUAUUGAGUUGUAAAUGAUAAAAUUUUAAAAAUGCAGUAUAAUUUCUACAAGUAUUAAAUGGACCUAUAAUUGUUUUAAAGUUAAAAA
Messenger RNA from Drosophila santomea, 2625 nucleotides. It is a transcript of the gene Mitf, whose product is annotated as microphthalmia-associated transcription factor. The transcript has 9 exons. The record is from RefSeq and is a predicted model, not a curated record. Gene Ontology annotation, cellular component: nucleus. Gene Ontology annotation, molecular function: protein dimerization activity; RNA polymerase II cis-regulatory region sequence-specific DNA binding; DNA-binding transcription factor activity, RNA polymerase II-specific. Gene Ontology annotation, biological process: regulation of transcription by RNA polymerase II. Bases 20 to 2551 code for a protein of 843 amino acids. Lineage: Eukaryota; Metazoa; Arthropoda; Insecta; Diptera; Drosophilidae.